GUCCAACCAGAGUCCCUCUUUUGCUCCGUAGGAUCCUUCCCUUGUCUGCCUGUUUCAGUGAUUUCACUCCAGCGCUUCCACCGUAUCCGUGCUAUUUUCAAGGCGUUGUUCUACACUCUGCCUCAAGCCUAUGAUAGCACGCAUACAUCAGCCUCACUGAGCAAGCCCCCAGAGUCUGGAUUCUCAAUCGGCAUGUCAACCUUUCUUGACACUGCAGAUUCCCUUAUCACUGUGCUGCAUGUGCGCCAAAUAAAUCUCGUAGUCAAGCUUUUACUUCAUGGACCAGGUCUAUGA
This is a messenger RNA of Protopolystoma xenopodis, 294 nucleotides long. NCBI's taxonomy places the organism in Eukaryota, Metazoa, Platyhelminthes, Monogenea, Polystomatidea, Polystomatidae. The record is from the annotation of a GenBank genome assembly.